Molecule: messenger RNA, 761 nt
Organism: Galdieria sulphuraria
Lineage: Eukaryota; Rhodophyta; Bangiophyceae; Galdieriales; Galdieriaceae
Exons: 1
Coding region: 105-362 (85 amino acids)
Source: RefSeq, a predicted model, not a curated record
AACAAAGUCUACGUCAUUGUCUGUGUAAGUUACACGACACAAACUCUGACCUUUUCCCAUCCAAACUAAGCAAGUCAUAGAAACCGACAAUUGCCAUUGGCGACAUGUCAACGGAGAACUUACUAAAUGUUGUUUUUGGUGUUUUAGGUUCAGUAGCAAUGUUGGUUUUAUUUGUUCUCAACACCCUUCAUUAUUUGGAAGAAGACUGUUCGACGUACUUACUGGUUAACGCCCUUGGUGCACUUUUUGCUUGCUUGGCUGCUGUCUUUGUCAAAUAUUGGCCUUUUAUCGCGUUGGAAGCCAGCUGGACGUUAUUUUCUUUAAUUCGCUUUGGCAUCAAGAUAAUGAAACCAAGAAAGUAGUUGAUAACGAAGCUGAUACAGUUAAGGUCUUUUGGUAUUGCAAGUUUUGUCGAUACUCUCGCAGUAAGCAAGGAAGUGCUUGUCCUCUUGUCGGCCUCGCGGGUUUUUUGAAGAAUCUUGUGUUUGGGAGUUAAUAAUACCGCAUAUCUUUUUGCUUCAAACAUAUAUAUUUGCGUUUAAAGCAUAUUGUACAGCUGUGCAACCAAACCUUUUUGAAAAAGAACAACAUCCGUGUAUUUCAGGACCAACGCUGUUUAGCCUCAUGACCACUAUUCUUGUAGUUUUUGGGACUAUCGAAACUUUUGUUGUUUAUUCUCGAUUCCCUAGAAUUGAUAAAAGAAUACCUUGUACUCUAUGUUAUUGAAAUCGAUCUUCUUCAGACAUAGUUUAUAUGAUGAA